AUGCGAAGUUUCACCAAUCCAUAUUAUAUGCUUUGUGUGUAUAAAUAUACACACGAGUGUUGUUACAGACUCAAACAAUAUCUUCUUUUGUUCCAUCAACAACAAAAAACCUGUCCAGAGCUUUCUGUUUUCCUUUUUUUUUUUUGCAUAAUGGAGUUUGUGAUUUCUAAACCAGUCCAAUAUGAGAAAGUAGCAGCAGAGCGCUUAAAAGAGGAACAAGUGUCCAAGGAGCUACAUCUGAAAUCGUCUCAAACGCAGACGCUGAACAAAAAAGCCGUCCUCAACCGCAUCCGCAACCACAAAUGUAUUCAUAACCUCAAGAGUCUUCUUCACACCUCCGCAGCUAACAGCGGAUCCACCGUCGAUGCUGGGUACCGGUGGAUUGAUAGUGGUGAUAUCUUUUCUUGUCCAUGAAAAUAUACAAGAGACUUUAGCACGUGUACAUGUAUGUUUGUCUCUACAUGUAUCCAAAUUAAUUCAAGUUGUCUUAAAUGAAUUUGGUAAUGAUCA
This is a messenger RNA of Brassica napus (rape), 510 nucleotides long. RefSeq lists its product as uncharacterized. NCBI's taxonomy places the organism in Eukaryota, Viridiplantae, Streptophyta, Magnoliopsida, Brassicales, Brassicaceae. The record is from RefSeq and is a predicted model, not a curated record. The transcript has a single exon. Bases 1 to 414 code for a protein of 137 amino acids.